This is a messenger RNA of Closterium sp. Yama58-4, 849 nucleotides long. NCBI's taxonomy places the organism in Eukaryota, Viridiplantae, Streptophyta, Zygnematophyceae, Desmidiales, Closteriaceae. The record is from the annotation of a GenBank genome assembly.
AUGCUCGCAGUCGCGUCAUCGUCUCGCCGCUACCAUGCGGCGUGCAGCUCGUCGUCCCAGCCUGCUGUCCAAAUCGACGGCCCAGAUCUGUCGGAAGGGCCGGCUUCGAUGGUCGUGAUGGCGCGCUUCGUUGGCGAGUCGGACAUGCGGCCUUUCCUGUCAACGGAUGGUGAUGCGGCGCCAACAGCUGUGUGCGACGCAGUCAGCGACGCCAUCAACGACGCAGUCAGCGACGCAGCCAGCGACGCAGUGAGCAACGCAGUGAGCGACGCUGGCUCGGAAGCAUUUCUUUUCCCCACGCCUCCGCGCAGUCCGCGCAGUCCGCUCGAAAUCUCCCGCGCGGCGCUCGAGUCCCGCCAACGCCGUCGCCGGCACUCGUUCAGCGGAUUUCAAGAGCUUCCCGCGGGGUGCGGAGCCUGUGCCGCUCCGGAGUCCCUGGAUGGUGCUACUAACGGGGAUAUUGCCUAUCCUGUCACCACAUGGGUUACGAAGAGAAUCCUCGCUGGGAAAGCAGUCACAGCCACAGUCGCAGUCUCCCCAUGUGACAGCGGCAUGCCAGUCUCCCAAUGUGGCAGCAGCAUGCUCGCUGGAGACUCCACGCAGUGGCCGUGCCUCCUUAUCGCCGACAUCACCCCUCUCUCCUCCCCUCUCUCCUCCUCCCUUGUCCCCCCCACCACCGUCCGUGCUGUCGACUUCAAAGCCCGUCUCUCUGCCGCCACCGUCAAAACCUACCUCUCGACUGUCACGAUCCAAGCGUGUCACGCGCCUCCCAGCUUCGGUCCGUUCUUCUUCGCCACACUCCGAUGCACCGCUGAAGUGCAAUGCUGCUUCCGCCACCCUACCCACUAA